AUGGAGUUUUAUCGAUCCCAGCGGCUCUACAGACCCGUGUGGAUCGGGAUGGAGCCAGGACCGGACCUGAGCCAGGAGAAGUUUGUCUCCAGAGUCGAGCAGCUGUUUCCUUACUGCACUAUUGUCCUGAACAAGGCUCUCAGGGGCCCAGGCCUGUCCCAGAGAGUGGCCCUGCACCUGCCCCUGGACCCUCUGGACCCUCUGAACCCUCUGGACCUGGACCCUCUGAACCCUCUGGACCUGGACCCUCUGGACCCUCUCUCCUCGUACGAUGUGAUUGUGGAGACCGACACAGUGUCCUCUGCACAGAUGUCACGACUGAAGCAGAAACACAAACACGUUUAUGUCUUUAAACCCUGA
Molecule: messenger RNA, 360 nt
Organism: Knipowitschia caucasica
Lineage: Eukaryota; Metazoa; Chordata; Actinopteri; Gobiiformes; Gobiidae
Source: the annotation of a GenBank genome assembly